Phoenix dactylifera (date palm) is the source of this 1753-nucleotide messenger RNA. RefSeq lists its product as uncharacterized. The record is from RefSeq and is a predicted model, not a curated record. NCBI's taxonomy places the organism in Eukaryota, Viridiplantae, Streptophyta, Magnoliopsida, Arecales, Arecaceae.
CACACCACGGCAACCUAAUAAGGAACAAUAUUUCUGCUGUUGUGUUUAAAAAGGUAUACAUUGGUAGUAAGAGUCUAUCGGUGCAUUAUAUGGAUGGUGCACAAGACAAUCUCUCAUUGGGUCGUUGGAUCAUCUAACAAUCAGCCAUUGUUAGAUCAUAAAUUAGCCGUCCGAUAUCCUACCCAACUGUCUGAUUUUGGUUUUCAGAAGUAGUUUUAUUACAUGUAUAAAUGGAUGAACCCGUACCAUUUGAUAUUUCAGUAGUCUGAUGAACCACUUGGUAGACCGCUUUUGGGGCUUCGGCCCCAACGGUCAGAUUCGUUGAAAUCACAAAUCUGACCGUUGGGCGCCAUCAAACGAAAGCCAACCCAAGGAUAAAAAAUUUGACCGUUGGAGGCCAGGCGUUUCUUCAACGCCCUCAAAUAUCUCUGCUCCUCUCUCCGCCCAAUCCAAACCCCCACGUCAAACGCAAGAUCUCUGCAUUCACUCUCUCUUCUCCUUUCCAUUUCCGCUUCUCUAAUCUCCUGCGCGCCUCCCUCUUUCUCUCUGUAUCCCAUUACAACCAAACUUCCUUUCCCAAACUCAAAUCUUCCCUGUUUCUCUCACUUUCCCAAAACCCCAUAUCAAUUCUUUCUUGGUUCUUUCCUCCACCUUCCAAGUCUUACAAUGGCAGAACAAAGAGACAACCAUGUCGUCGAAAUCCCAGUCGAUACCGAGCCCCAGAAGCAAAGCCCCUUUGCUGAUGCCACCCUUGGCGCGAUCCAACACCAUCCCCUGACCGAAAUCUCCAAGAGCCCCGGCCACCUUCUCCUUCUCAAGCUCUGGCAGAGGGAGGAAGACCUCCAUGGGCACCGCAUUGGAGCAAUCGAGGCCCGGCUGGAAGGCAUCAAGCGCGGGGCAUUCCAGCUCUGCUGCCUCUACUUCGCCUUCCAUGGAAUCUCCCUCACCCUCCUUUUCACCUCCUCUGUUAACCAGUCGGAGGAGCGCAGGGCGUGCAAGAACUGGUGGGUCCCUUCCUGCUUGUCCCUUCUCACCUCGCUUGUUUUGGUUUGUGCGGUGCAGAUAAAGAUCUGCGGAUAUUGGAAGGUCUCGAGGCAUUUGCAGAGGGAGAGGGCCGACGGACGGGCCCUCACGAGGUGCAUUCAGGAGUUGAGGAUGAAAGGCGCCAGUUUUGAUCUGUCGAAGGAGCCGCAGACCUCGAAAAGGAUGAAGAGCUCAAGCGUAGAGAUCAAAUGGAGGCCUCUCCAGUGGUGCUCUCAGUAUCUCGUGACCAUAUGUCUUCUCUGCUUCACGGGGAUGAUCUUUCCAGCUUGCAAGUUCAUACUCUGCGGCUAGGAUGGUUUCUUGACAUCAAAAUGAGGAUUCUUUUAUUUAUUUAUCUAUUUUUUUAAAGAGCUAUCUGGGGCUUUAUUUAUUUAUUUAUUAUUUCGGGGCAGCACUCAGUGCCCCGAUGAUUACAUCGCAAGUUACCUUGGAGUUGAUCUUUUUUCCCGGCUUUUGGACAGAAUCAAGUCAAUAUAUGUCAUUUUUUUAUUGAUACAAUAGUUUUGCCUUUGAACCUCACUUAAUUCCUUAAUUUUUUUCUUCUACUAAUAGUUGGAUCUGUAUUAGGAUUUUCUUUGUCCGAGGAUUUAUAGCAAUUGGAGCCUGAUAGGUUCAUGAUUUUAUUUUCACUAAGAAGCUUUGUGAUGUGCUUCUCGAUCAAGAGGAAUUGAGAAAGCUCUUCUGUAUAAAUAUCUAAUCUUUUCCAUCU